Messenger RNA from Fulvia fulva, 3186 nucleotides. RefSeq lists its product as uncharacterized. The coding region runs from base 1 to 3186 and encodes 1061 amino acids. NCBI's taxonomy places the organism in Eukaryota, Fungi, Ascomycota, Dothideomycetes, Mycosphaerellales, Mycosphaerellaceae. The transcript is spliced from 7 exons. Gene Ontology annotation, biological process: Golgi to plasma membrane transport; exocytosis. Gene Ontology annotation, cellular component: exocyst. The record is from RefSeq and is a predicted model, not a curated record.
AUGCCCAUCACCGCCGACCAGGAACGGGAGCUCCUCAAUCGCUACAAGCUCACGACUCUCUACCCAAACGAAUGGCCUCACCAGAACGACGACGACGACGACGACGACGAUGAUGAUGACUCCUCUGAAAGCGACACCGAUACCAAGCGCAGCCGACGCGGAUCCAAGUACUCGAAAAUCGACAGUCACGCGAGUUUGAAGAGCAGCAUCACCUCACGCAGCGCUCCCAGCAAUGAUGUUGGUGUUCAGAAGGACGAACCGGAUGCGCUGGGCAUGGCACCCAGUGUUGCGGGCGAGCUACGCAAGAGAGGCUUGCCGGUAGAGGACAAUCUCGCUCUGCGAAACAAGUUCAUGUUGAGCUCUACCAGUUUCAGCCCGGCGCUGUAUCUGUCGCAGGUGCAUCAGAAUGCGAGCACGGAGGAGCUGCUACGAGGCCUGGACUUUUUGAGCAAAAGCAUUGAACAGAAGAGUGCCAGCCUGAAGGUCUUGGUAGAGAGCAACUUCGAGCGUUUCGUCAGGGCCAAGGCAACCAUCGACACCGUCUAUACCGAAAUGCGCACACAAGGCGUGGAGCCAACACGACUUUCGCAAACACCCUCCGCCGGAACGACUAGUAGCAUGCGCCCCCACUCCCGCCAAACAAGCAAGAACCAAAGCCACUUCCGCAACACCAGCGGCCCCUUCGGCUCACAAGCAAAAGCCAUGCCCAUAGACAAGAAAAAGAACGCCCUCACCAAAGAAUCCGAAUACGGCGUCCAAGGCAUCAAAGCACCUCUCCAAGAAGUCGCGAUCAAAGCAGAAGAAGUUUGGGGCCCAGCCCUAGGCGGCCGCGAAAAGGAGGAAACCCUAAAAGCCCUCCAAAACGCCCUCGAACAACAUCGCGAAGUCUUCACUCUCAGCGGCAGCAUCCACGAAGCGAUCAAGAAGAACGAUUACGACGGCGUGGUCGAUGGGUACAAGAAAGCGAAAUCACAUGCAGAGAAGGCCAGGAAGAUUGCGGAAAUCGCUCAAGAAAAUGAGAUGGAGCUAGGCGACCAGGAUACCCACCAGGUGAUUGUGACAGCGAGGAUGUGGCAUGGUGUGAAUGUGCAGGUUGAUCAGUUUAAGCAGGAGGUUUGGAGACGGUUGAAGACGAGUCACGGGAAGAGGCCGGCUGCUGUGGCAGAUGAGUCGGAUAAGGAGUUGCAUAUGGAGUUGUUGUCGACGUUGCUGCAGCUUGGGGUUGAUGAGAAUCCGAUCUGGGUCUGGAUCAACAGUCACUACCUGUACCUGAAAGACAGAAUCGCGCGAUCGUUCGAGAGAAGCAGGAUUGAGGUUGAGAUUCUACGGCGAAAAUUGGCUGCCAACCCAAACAUGGAAAAUGCGACCCUGGCCAAGCACUUGCGGACUGCUUUCAAUGCUUCCGGUUCGAUGUGGCUUGCCAGAGAUCCAGCAAGAGACAUGGACCAACCUAAUGUUAUCGCUUUCUGGGAGAAGGUCCAUGCAUCACUGGUAUCUCUUCUGUCGCCGCAAGCAGGUGUCCUCUCGGAAGUGCUAGAGUGGUACAACACUGCUCAAGACUUCAUCGACAACAAAGCACAAAAGUCAUUUCCCACAGCAGUCUUUGCGUCAGGCUUCACCCACCUCUCCCUCGAGCCGGAACACAUCGACGCCAUUCGCUCCGCUGCAGUGGAACUGGUUGGCCUACUACGCGAGAACGUCAAUUCUUUCUUUCGAGACGCGCCAGUAGAAGACAUUAGCGAGCUAUACUCACCCAUACCCCCAACGCCAAUCUCACCAGACCUCAAAACACCACUGUCGCCAAAUGUCAUACGCAGCUCCAGCUUCGACCCUCACAACAUCCCACCCCCUAGCCCGAGGCGAGGCGAAGCAUACGAGAAGUUCGCUUUCUGGCCACCAGGAGCCAAUUCGUUGUCUGGCGCCCACUAUCUCGCCCGCUACCUAGCCCAAGUCGGGACAGCCAUGGGCGAGAUGGCAGGCAUGGCAGUCAUCAAACAAUCGAACGACAGCGAGAAGUUAAAAGCCCUCGUCAUCAACGUCCGCGAACGCCUCAUCACAGCAAUCUGCUCCAGCUGGAGCGCCGAUUCGGAGAAAUGCAGAGUCCUCGAAAGCUGGACCCGAAGCCCCGAUCGCCGCGACCUCACCCUCAUGCCCACCUACUUCGAAGCGUGGGAGGAGCAGGUGCUUAGUAACGUGCAGAAGAUCGCAUACGUUUCCGACGCUGUUGUCGCUAAGAGCGGCGCAGGAGCCGUGGAUGUUAUUGCGCCUCCUUCUGCUAAGCUGUUGCAGGUUGUGCGAGGGUGUUUUACGACGAGUUUGUAUAAGAGUUUGAAUGGGAUGGUGGAGAAUGCGGAGAAGUUGAAGAGUGAUAGGAAUGGGGUUGGGGAGGAGGUUGAUCCGGAGGGGGUCACGGUGCCGAGGAAGAGGGAGGUUGAUGGGGAGGUGGCUGGCGCGGUUGGGGUUGAGGCUGUGGAUGCUUCGAAUAAAAACGUUCGAAUGCUGUUGACGCUUUCGAACCUCAAUCACCUUCGCAGUGAGGUGAUCCCACAGUUGAUCUCCCACUUCGAAUCCGCCUUCUCGGUCAAGCUUACGGAAGAAUCGAAGACCAUUCGCGACGUUCUGGCCCAAAUCGACGCCCGCCUCUUCCAAUCCUACGUCGACCCUACUAUCAAGGUCCUCCAGCAGACCAUCGCGGCAGGCAUUGCAUCACCUACAUGGGUACCUUCCACUCCACGACCAAUCGAUGCGCGCCCUUAUGUCUACGAUGUGCUGAUUAGUCUGGUGUUGGUCCAUGCCGAGGUCACGAGUACCACCACGACAACACUAACAGGCCAAAUCCUCUCCUUCCUCCUAGAGCACUGCUCCAUGGCCCUAAUCGAAGCCUUCAAACGCCGAACCCAUUACUCCCUCCCCGCGCUCAUGCAGGCUACAUUGGACGUGGAAUUCAUGGCGCAGACUCUCAACAACUACACAACCGACAAGGCCGGCGAAGUGCAGAGCCAAAUUUACCUAGCGCUUGAUGAGCGCACGGAUAAUGAUGCGAGGGCGAAGCUGCAGGGCGAGUUGCCUGAGAUGCGUGGAAUCUUGAAGAAACUUAGAGAGAGCACUAAGGGUGAAUUCGGCUGUUUCCGCCGCGAGCGGAGAGGCAGGAGAGAUGCUGGGAGCCGGGAGGGGGCGAAGGGGUAG